GUCAUGCUGGUCCUGGUUCUGGUGGUCCUCAUCCCUGUGCUGGUCAGCUCCGUUGGCACAGGUGGCGUAGAUGACAGUGCGAGCCACUACGAGAUGCUGGGUACCUGCCGCAUGGUUUGUGACCCCUUCCCCAGCACGGGCACGACAGGCACGGGUGCAGAUCUGAGUGAUCACAGCAUUGGCCCGCCGCUGCCUACCUACAGUGCUCAUGGCCCACAAGGCAAACCAGGACGUCCUGGCAAACCUGGACCCCCAGGACCACCUGGAGAGCCAGGCCCACCAGGACCUAAGGGGCCACCAGGAGAUGGUGUGGACAUAGUACGGACAGGGAUAUUAGGUUUAGGGGGUAAAGGGGCUGUUAGCACAACCACCUACAACACCACGCCUCGGGUAGCAUUUUAUGCAGGACUACGAAACCCUCAAGAAGGUUACGACAUUCUGCGGUUUGAUGACGUGGUGACUAAUAUUGGCGGCAACUAUGAGGGCGCAACGGGCAAGUUCACCUGUAAGAUCCCUGGCACCUACUUUUUCAUCUACAAUGUGCUGAUGAGGGGAGGAGACGGCACCAGCAUGUGGGCUGACCUGAUCAAGAAUGGUCUGGUCAGGGCCAGCGCCAUUGCCCAAGACCAAGACCAGAGUUAUGACUAUGCCAGCAACAGUGUCAUCCUUCAUUUGGAUGCAGGCGAUGAGGUUUUCAUAAAACUGGAUGGGGGCAAAGCUCAUGGGGGCAACAGCAAUAAAUAUAGCACCUUCUCAGGGUUCAUCCUCUAUGCCGACUGA
Toxotes jaculatrix (banded archerfish) is the source of this 780-nucleotide messenger RNA. Its product is annotated as C1q-related factor-like. Bases 4 to 780 code for a protein of 258 amino acids. NCBI's taxonomy places the organism in Eukaryota, Metazoa, Chordata, Actinopteri, Toxotidae. Gene Ontology annotation, molecular function: protein binding. The record is from RefSeq and is a predicted model, not a curated record. The transcript is spliced from 3 exons.